Messenger RNA from Perognathus longimembris pacificus (Pacific pocket mouse), 4121 nucleotides. It is a transcript of the gene Scap, whose product is annotated as SREBF chaperone. The record is from RefSeq and is a predicted model, not a curated record. Gene Ontology annotation, biological process: SREBP signaling pathway. The transcript is spliced from 23 exons. Lineage: Eukaryota; Metazoa; Chordata; Mammalia; Rodentia; Heteromyidae. Gene Ontology annotation, cellular component: endoplasmic reticulum membrane; Golgi membrane. The coding region runs from base 278 to 4087 and encodes 1269 amino acids. Gene Ontology annotation, molecular function: protein binding; sterol binding.
GGUGAAGGGGCGGGGAACGACGCCGGCGCCGGGGCGGCCGGGAACGGAGGGCGGCCGUCAAGAACCGGACCGCGGUCCCCGGCGGCGCGCACGCGCUCCCCGCCGCCACCAUCACCGCCGCCUCCGCCACGGGCGCCGCCGCCGCCGCCACCGCCGUCCCGGAGCCGCCUCCGUCCCAGGUGCCUACCGAUGAUGUCCGUGCUCCGUGGCGUCCAGCGUCUGCCAGGCUGAUCCAUGGUCACUUUCCGGGAUGGCAGCAAGGUGACUUCCGCUGAGGAUGACCCUGACUGAACGGCUGCGGGAGAAGAUAUCGCAGGCCUUCUAUAACCAUGGGCUGUUCUGCGCAUCCUACCCCAUCCCCAUCAUCCUGUUCACGGGAGUCUGCAUCUUAGCCUGCUGCUACCCGCUGCUGAAGCUGCCCCUGCCGGGAACGGGCCCCGUGGAAUUCUCCACUCCGGUGAAGGACUACUCACCCCCGCCCUCGGACUCUGACCGCAAACAAGGCGAGCUCGGCGAGCAGCCGGAGUGGUAUGUGGGUGCCCCCGUGGCAUACAUCCAGCAGAUAUUUGUGAAGUCUUCCGUGUCUCCCUGGCACAAGAACCUCCUGGCGGUGGACGUGUUCCGCUCCCCCCUGUCCCGCGCCUUCCAGCUGGUGGAGGAGAUCCGGAACCACGUGCUGAGAGACAGCUCCGGGACGCGCAGUCUGGAGGAGGUGUGCCUACAGGUGACCGACUUGCUCCCGGGCCUCCGCAAGCUCCGCAGCCUCCUCCCCGAGCACGGCUGCCUGCUCCUGUCCCCCGGAAACUUCUGGCAGAAUGACCGGGAGCGUUUCUACGCCGACCCCGACAUCAUCGGGACCAUCCACCAGCACGAGCCCAAAACCCUGCAGACGUCAGCCACGCUCAAAGACUUGCUGUUUGGCGUGCCCGGAAAGUACAGCGGGGUGAGCCUGUACACAAGGAGGAGGAUGGUCUCCUACACCAUCACCCUGGUCUUCCAGCAUUACCAUGCCAGCUUCCUGGGAAGCCUGCGUGCCCGGCUCAUGCUCCUGCACCCCAGCCCCAACUGCAGCCUUCGCGCCGAGAGCCUGGUGCACGUGCACUUCAAGGAGGAGAUCGGCGUGGCCGAGCUCAUCCCCCUGGUGACCACCUACAUCAUCCUGUUCGCCUACAUCUACUUCUCCACACGCAAGAUCGACAUGGUCAAGUCCAAGUGGGGGCUGGCCCUGGCGGCCGUGGUCACCGUGCUCAGCUCGCUGCUCAUGUCCGUGGGGCUCUGCACGCUCUUCGGCCUGACACCCACCCUCAAUGGCGGGGAGAUCUUCCCGUACCUGGUGGUGGUGAUCGGGCUGGAGAACGUGCUGGUGCUCACCAAGUCGGUGGUGUCCACCCCGGUGGACCUGGAGGUGAAGCUGCGGAUCGCCCAAGGCCUCAGCAGCGAGAGCUGGUCCAUCAUGAAGAACAUGGCCACCGAGCUGGGCAUCAUCCUCGUGGGCUACUUCACCCUCGUGCCCGCCAUCCAGGAGUUCUGUCUGUUCGCCGUGGUGGGCCUGGUGUCGGACUUCUUCCUGCAGAUGCUGUUCUUCACCACCGUGCUGUCCAUCGACAUCCGCCGCAUGGAGCUGGCCGACCUGAACCGGCGGCUGCCCGCCGAGGCCUGCCUGCCCGCCGGCAAGCCCGUGGGGAGGCCCGCGCGCCACGCGGCCGCGCGCCCGGCCACGCCGCACACCAUCACGCUGCAGCCGUCCUCCUUCCGCAACCUGCGGCUGCCCAAGCGCCUGCGCGUCGUCUACUUCCUGGCCCGCACCCGCCUGGCGCAGCGCCUCAUCAUGGCCGGCACGGUGGUGUGGAUCAGCAUCCUGCUCUACACGGACCCCGCCGGGCUGCGCACCUACCUGGCGGCGCAGGUGACGGAGCAGAGCCCGCUGGGCGACGGCGCCCUGCCGCCCCUGCCGGUGCCCGCGCGCCACGCCGACCCCGCCUUCCCCAUCUUCCCGCGCGACGCCCCGCCGCUGCCCGAGAACCAGAGCCUCCCCGGGGGACCCCCCGAGCCCGCGGGCCCGGCGGAGGGCGCCGGCGACGGCCCGGCCCCCGAGGUCACCUGGGGCCCCGAGGACGAGGAGCUGUGGAGGAAGCUGUCCUUCCGCCACUGGCCCACGCUCUUCAGCUACUACAACAUCACGCUGGCCAAGCGGUACGUCAGCCUGCUGCCCGUCAUCCCGGUCACGCUGCGCCUGAACCCCAGGGAGGCGCUGGAGGGGCGGCGCCCGCAGGACAGCCGCAGCUCGUGGGCGCCCGGGCCGGGGCCCGCGGGGCUCUGGGAGGCCGAGUCCCUGCGGCCCGGGGGGACCCAGGCCCACGGCGACGUCACGCUGUACAAGGUGGCGGCGCUGGGCCUGGCGGCCGGCAUCGUCCUCGUGCUGCUGAUGCUCUGCCUCUACCGCGUGCUCUGCCCGCGCAACUACGGGCAGCCGGGCGGCGGGCCGGCGCGGCGGCGGCGCGGGGAGCUGCCCUGCGACGACUACGGGUACGCGCCGCCCGAGACGGAGAUCGUGCCGCUGGUGCUGCGCGGGCACCUCAUGGACAUCGAGUGCCUGGCCAGCGACGGCAUGCUGCUGGUGAGCUGCUGCCUGGCGGGCCACGUCUGCGUGUGGGACGCCCAGACCGGGGACUGCCUGACGCGCCUCCCGCGCCGGGGGCGGCGCCGCGACAGCCUGGGCAGCACUCCCGAGGCGCAGGAGAGCUGGGAGCGGCUGUCGGAGGGCGACAAGGCCGGCCUGGAGGAGCUGGGGGACAGCCCCCCGCUGCGCCGCCGGCCGCAGGGCCCCCCACUGCCCGCGCGCUUCCAGGACCAGCCCGACCUCAGCUGCCUCAUCGACACCAACUUCGCGGCCCGGCCGCGCGCCCCUGAGCUCGCCCAGCCCGAGCCCCGGCACCGUCUGAGCUGCGGCCGCGCCCGGGACCCGCCGGGCUACGACUUCGGCCGCCUGGUGCAGCGCGCGUUCCCGGAGGAGGGCCGGGCGGCGGGGCCGGUGCCCGUGCUGCGCCCGCCCUCGCCCUCGCCCGGGCCCGCGCUGGCCCCGGCCCCCGAGGAGGACGUGGCCGAGAAGGGCUCCCCGCCCCUCUCCUGGGCCCCGAGCGCCGACGGCUCCAUCUGGAGCCUGGAGCUGCAGGGCGGCCUCAUCGUGGUCGGGCGGAGCAGCGGGCGGCUGGAGGUGUGGGACGCCAUCGAGGGCGCGCUGUGCUGCAGCAGCGAGGAGGCGGCCUCGGGCAUCACCGCCCUGGUCUUCCUGGACAAGCGGAUCGUGGCGGCUCGGCUCAACGGCUCCCUGGAUUUCUUCUCCCUGGAGACGCGCGCCGCCCUCAGCCCCCUACAGUUCAGAGGGACCCCCGGGCGCGGCAGCUGCCCCGCCUCCCCCGCGUCUGGCGGCGGUGGCGACGCGGUGCUCUGCCGCCUGACGCACACGGUGCCCUGCGCGCACCAGAAGCCCAUCACCGCCCUGCGCGCCGCGGCCGGGCGCCUGGUGACCGGCAGCCAGGACCACACGUUGCGGGUGUUCCGGCUCGAGGACUCGUGCUGCCUCUUCACGCUGCAGGGCCACUCCGGGGCCAUCACCGCCGUGUACAUCGACCAGACCAUGGCGCUGGCCAGCGGAGGGCAGGACGGGGCCAUCUGCCUGUGGGACGUGCUGACCGGAAGCCGCGUCAGCCAUGUGUUUGCGCACCGCGGAGACGUCACCUCCCUCACCUGCACCGCCUGCUGCGUCAUCAGCAGCGGCCUGGAUGACCUCAUCAGCAUCUGGGACCGCAGCACGGGCAUCAAGCUCUACUCCAUUCAGCAGGACCUGGGUUGCGGGGCGAGCCUGGGCGUCAUCGCCGACAGCCUGCUGGUGACGGGCGGCCAGGGCUGCGUGUCCUUCUGGGACCUGAACUACGGGGACCUGCUGCAGACCGUCUACCUGGGCAAGAGCAGCGAGGCGCAGCCCGCGCGCCAGAUCCUCGUGCUGGACAACGCCGCCAUCGUCUGCAACUUCGGCAGCGAGCUCAGCCUGGUGUACGUGCCCUCGGUGCUGGAGAAGCUGGACUGAGGGGGCGCGGGGCCGCGCCAUCCCGAGCGAGACA